AUGCUGGAAGAAUUCAAGCGUCUUAUUAGGAUUCCUAUGAAGAACAAGCCAUUGUUUGAAGGGGUGGAUGAAUCUUUGCCACCUGAUAUCAUUGCUAGAGCACUUCACCUGGACGAAAGGGAAGCUGAGGCUAACCUAGAGGUCAAAGGGAAUACCAAAGGGUUUUCGCUAAGCUUUCUCUUGGAAAGUGCUCAUACCCUACUAAAAGCAGAAAGUUGGAAUGCUUGUUACUAUGCUAUUGCGCUGGCUAUCUAUGGCAUCAUCAUGUUCCCAAAUAUGGAUGGUUUCAUAGACAUGGCUGCUAUUUGCUUCUUCCUCACCGGAAACCCAGUACCCACCUUGUUAGCUGAUGUUUACUAUUACAUGAGCCAUAGGUACACCAAGAAGAAAGGAAUGAUUGCUUAUUGUGCUCCUUUAUUAUAUCAGUGGUUUCUAGAACAUCUUCCGAAGACAGGUGUUUGGGUAGAACAGACAAACGCUAGUUGGCCUCAGAGGUUGGGGUCGCUCCGAUCCAAAGAUCUUUCUUGGUAUUCCAAGGAAUAUAUUGGUAUGGACAUCAUAUUCAGAUGUGGAGAUUUCCCUAGUCUACCACUUAUUGGAACUCAAGGAUGUGUAAAUUCUAACCUGGUUCUAUCACUAAGACAGCUUGGGUACCCAAUGGAAGGCCCUCCAGAUGCGAGGUCUUUGGAAGCUUUCUUGUUGCUUGAUUUUGGGGUUGAGAAUCCUAGCUCUUAA
Molecule: messenger RNA, 735 nt
Organism: Lathyrus oleraceus (garden pea)
Lineage: Eukaryota; Viridiplantae; Streptophyta; Magnoliopsida; Fabales; Fabaceae
Exons: 2
Coding region: 1-735 (244 amino acids)
Source: RefSeq, a predicted model, not a curated record